UUUAAGAAAAACAGUAUACGCAUAAUUUUUAUUAUACAACAAGCAAUAGAUGUAUUAAAAAAUUGGCAAGUUGGAUGUAAUCACACGACCACUUUACAUUCACAAGGUUUAUUUAUCAGUUUUAUUUUAUUUAUCAAAUUUAAUAGAAAUUUGAACUACUUGAACUUGGGACCAUUGAUUAAAGAAGUACACUAAGGACAAAGAUUUGAUUUUAAUUUGUCCUGUGUUCUGUAACACUGGAUUUUUAUCUAAAAAAACUUGGAAACUUUCCAGAAUUUCUGUUACUGAAAUUUCGAUGGACUGCAGAAUAUAGGUUUUUUAGGAGGACUAUUUUAUUUCAGUCGUAGUGAAAAAUUAUAUUAUUUUUAUUUCAUUAUCUUUUACUAAUCUAUGGUUUAAUUGUUUAAUAUUUAUCUUUCAAAAAGACGUUAACCAUAACCAACGUCAACUGUCAACAUCAACCAUGAAAAUAAGUUGAUAAAAGAAAAGAAAGAGUAGAAAGACUGAAUUUAAAAAGUUUUAUUUUAGUCCUAAACUGUGAGGCAUAUUUUUCUACAAAUAUAAACAUUUUAAACAUCAUGGAUCACUUCAAAGAUGCACAUUAUUUUUAUAUACCCUCUCAAGGGAAUGUUUAUACUAUGACUGAUUUAAAAUUAGCGAAUGGAUCAACAAAACUUCUGGUAGCUUCCUUAAAAAGAGAAGUAUUUUGUUUUGAAUACCAGGAUUCUCCAACGGGUAGUUUAGUACCUACCACUAAAGAAAUUUCUUUUACAUACAUCCCCAAUGGUGCUGAGAUAAUAUCCCUUGACGCUUUUAAUAAAUCCUCAACGACUAAUGAAUUUGUUAUCGGAAUUACCAUAAUAAAGAAUAGCAAUGAAAGCGAUUCUCUGGAAGCUUACUUAAACAUAUACUCAGAAUGGGAAGAGAAUGAAGACUUUAAUAUCGAAAACAUAGCACAAAACUGUUUAAACGUAGAGUUAAAUUUUAUUCCUUACAAACUCUUACAUUCUUUUUUGGUGAAAUGGCAGGACGACGAAUGUGUGACUAAAGAAUUUGUAUUUAUUUUAUCUGGUAGCGAUCAUCAAGUACAUGUGUAUCGAGAACAUACAUUGGAACAUGUGUAUAAAGAAAUAGACAAUAAGGAUUUUUUUCCUGAAUUCACGAAAGCGCCCAGUCCUAUUAUAUGGAUAGACGUCUAUUAUUCUGAGGAUUACACUGAACGAAUAACGUCUUACGCUUGUGAAUGUGGUUAUAUUAAAUUACUGAAAGUGGAUACAAAGAAAAACCAAGUUGUUUAUAAUUUUUCCACAAGAUUUGGCAACUAUAUUUCACGUGUGCAAAUUUUUCCUGAAGACGAUGGUAUGUCUAAUUUUACAUUCGAAAUGAAUGGUAACGUUAAACGUAUUGGUAGAGAUGAGAAACCGGUGAGCCACAGUAAAUCGAUACCAAAUAAAAUUAAUUUAGUCGUCAUAAACACCAUUUUGCCUGCUGUAAUAUUUCACAAUGUUCUCGAGUUUGGUUUAACGGACUACGCUACUCUUCCUCGUCACGACAGCACAAGUAUUUUGACGUGCUGUGAAAUUGCCGACAUUGAUUUCGAUGGACGGAAAGAAAUACUGAUUGGGAAUAGCGCCGAGGAAAUAAUGCUUCUGAAGCAUAUCGAACAAAAAGGAUGGUGUUUGGAAGAUCUUAAAAAGAUCGCCGCGCCAGUUCUUGGUUUAAAAUAUUUAGACGUUAGUGGGGAUGGGGUGAAGGAACUGGUAGUUUUGGGAAUGAAAGGAGUUCACGUUUUGCAGCACGAUUCAUCCUACCUUCAGAGAGUACUCCACACAAAAAUCCAAAAACUGACGCUGCCAGAUUUGGAAGAGAUAAAAACGUAACUGCUCCCAAAAUUCGUCCUGACAAAAUCACGAACAUGGACAAAAAAAAGGACCUAGGACUUAAAACGCAUACAGGCAACUAACUUUUUAUUGUCCGCAGCUGUAUACGGAACAGAGGAAACAUAUGUGUUUAUCGCACACCAUAAUUUAUUUUUUCACUGGAAAUCUUACCUUUCCUACUUACUUACCUUAGUAUUGUACUGUAUUUUCUGUAAAUGAUUUGGGUAUUAAAAGGGUGGAACAAAACUCA
Molecule: messenger RNA, 2130 nt
Organism: Anoplophora glabripennis (Asian longhorned beetle)
Lineage: Eukaryota; Metazoa; Arthropoda; Insecta; Coleoptera; Cerambycidae
Product: KICSTOR complex protein kaptin-like
Exons: 8
Coding region: 579-1880 (433 amino acids)
Biological process (GO): actin filament organization; cellular response to amino acid starvation; negative regulation of TORC1 signaling
Cellular component (GO): KICSTOR complex; lamellipodium; actin cytoskeleton
Molecular function (GO): actin filament binding
Source: RefSeq, a predicted model, not a curated record